Molecule: messenger RNA, 9207 nt
Organism: Rhinolophus ferrumequinum (greater horseshoe bat)
Lineage: Eukaryota; Metazoa; Chordata; Mammalia; Chiroptera; Rhinolophidae
Gene: KAT6A
Product: lysine acetyltransferase 6A
Exons: 18
Coding region: 478-6495 (2005 amino acids)
Biological process (GO): regulation of DNA-templated transcription; nucleosome assembly
Cellular component (GO): nucleosome; MOZ/MORF histone acetyltransferase complex
Molecular function (GO): DNA binding; histone acetyltransferase activity
Source: RefSeq, a predicted model, not a curated record
AUGGCGGCCGUGUCAGUUUGGGGCAUCUCCGCGGUCCGGCCCGGGGUCCUGGUAUCCCGGCUCUCUUCCUCCCCGGAUUCUUUCUACUAAUCCAGAUACUUGUUGAAGUGCUGAAUAGUUUCUUGGGGAAAGAUGUCAAGGAAGAGUUUCAGUUCAUAGACUGGCAUAAGAUAAACAUUCUUCUGCUGGGAGUGACAUGUUCCUGAGUUUUUACAACUUUAUGAAGAGACCCACAUGUGGUGCUAUUGAGAAAUUUAUUGGGAAGUUUGAAGACAUUUCAAAUAACUGGUAGUUGCGGUUUCUAAAGUAAAGUGGGGAGGCAUCUAUUUUAUGAAAGGAGGAAGGACUUAGGCCAGAAAACUUGUAUGCUAUGGUUAACUGGUUCUCAGCCUCCGAGAAUGUUGUUUUCCAUGGUGUAAAACUUACUCAGCAUCAGGAUAAGGGAUAACGACUCUAUGGAUAUACGAAUCCUUCACCAUGGUAAAACUCGCUAAUCCGCUGUAUACGGAAUGGAUUUUGGAGGCCAUAAAAAAAGUGAAGAAGCAGAAACAGCGUCCUUCAGAAGAAAGGAUAUGCAAUGCAGUGUCUUCAUCCCAUGGCUUGGAUCGUAAAACUGUUUUAGAACAAUUGGAGUUGAGUGUUAAAGAUGGAACAAUUUUAAAAGUUUCAAAUAAGGGUCUCAAUUCCUAUAAAGAUCCUGAUAAUCCUGGGCGAAUAGCACUUCCUAAACCUCGAAACCAUGGAAAAUUGGAUAAUAAACAAAAUGUAGAUUGGAAUAAACUGAUCAAACGGGCAGUUGAUGGCUUGGCAGAGUCUGGUGGCUCAACUUUGAAAAGCAUUGAACGUUUUUUGAAAGGUCAGAAGGAUGUGUCUGCAUUAUUUGGAGGCAGUGCUGCCUCUGGCUUUCACCAGCAGUUACGAUUGGCUAUUAAACGUGCCAUUGGCCAUGGCAGACUCCUUAAAGAUGGACCUCUUUAUCGGCUCAACACUAAAGCAACCAAUGUGGAUGGGAAAGAGAGUUGUGAGUCUCUUUCCUCUUUACCUCCAGUGUCACUCCUUCCACAUGAAAAGGAUAAGCCGGUUGCUGAACCCAUCCCCAUCUGUAGUUUCUGUCUUGGUACAAAAGAACAAAAUCGAGAAAAGAAGCCCGAGGAACUCAUCUCCUGUGCUGACUGUGGAAACAGUGGUCAUCCAUCCUGUUUAAAGUUUUCCCCUGAACUAACGGUUAGAGUGAAGGCCUUACGGUGGCAAUGCAUCGAGUGUAAAACCUGCAGCUCCUGUCGAGAUCAAGGCAAAAAUGCAGAUAACAUGCUCUUUUGUGAUUCCUGUGACCGAGGUUUUCACAUGGAGUGUUGUGACCCACCACUCACCCGGAUGCCAAAAGGCAUGUGGAUAUGUCAAAUAUGUCGACCUAGGAAAAAAGGACGAAAACUUCUACAAAAGAAGGCGGCACAGAUAAAACGGCGCUAUGCUAAUCCAAUAGGACGUCCAAAAAACAGGUUAAAGAAACAAAACACGGUAUCAAAAAGUCCCUUCAGCAAAGUUCGAACCGGCCCUGGACGGGGUCGGAAACGUAAAAUCACCAUCUCCAGCCAAUCAGCAUCAUCAUCGGAAGAAGGAUAUUUAGAACGAAUAGAUGGCUUGGACUUCUGCAGAGAUAGCAGUGUCCCCUUGAAGUUCAACAAGAAAACCAAAGGGCUCAUUGAUGGCCUUACCAAAUUCUUCACCCCUUCCCCGGAUGGGCGGAAACCUCGAGGGGAAGUGGUAGACUACUCUGAGCAAUAUAGAAUCAGGAAAAAGGGCAACAGAAAAUCAAGCACUUCAGAUUGGCCCACAGACAAUCAGGAUGGCUGGGAUGGCAAACAAGAAAGUGAGGAACGGCUUUUUGAGAGCCAGGAAAUCAUGACUGAGAAAGAUAUGGAGUUAUUUCGUGAUAUCCAAGAACAAGCACUGCAGAAAGUUGGAGUGACUGGUCCCCCUGAUCCACAAGUUCGCUGUCCCUCUGUCAUUGAGUUUGGGAAGUAUGAAAUUCACACCUGGUACUCUUCCCCAUAUCCUCAAGAAUACUCAAGACUGCCGAAAUUGUAUCUUUGUGAAUUCUGUCUAAAAUAUAUGAAAAGUAGAACUAUUCUACAGCAGCACAUGAAGAAAUGUGGUUGGUUCCAUCCUCCUGCCAAUGAGAUUUACAGAAAGAAUAACAUAUCGGUCUUUGAGGUUGAUGGGAAUGUGAGUACCAUUUAUUGUCAGAACCUGUGUCUCUUGGCAAAGUUGUUUCUUGACCACAAAACACUCUAUUACGAUGUGGAGCCAUUUCUUUUUUAUGUACUAACACAGAAUGAUGUCAAGGGCUGCCACCUUGUUGGCUACUUUUCUAAAGAAAAGCACUGCCAACAGAAAUACAACGUUUCCUGUAUAAUGAUUCUUCCCCAAUACCAGCGUAAGGGCUAUGGCAGGUUUCUCAUCGAUUUCAGUUAUUUGUUAUCAAAGCGCGAAGGCCAAGCAGGGUCUCCAGAGAAACCAUUAUCCGAUCUAGGUCGUCUUUCCUACAUGGCUUAUUGGAAAAGUGUAAUAUUGGAGUGCCUUUAUCAUCAAAAUGACAAGCAAAUCAGCAUUAAAAAGUUAAGUAAGUUGACUGGAAUCUGCCCUCAAGACAUUACUUCCACACUCCACCACCUAAGAAUGCUGGACUUCCGUAGUGACCAAUUUGUGAUUAUCCGCCGGGAAAAACUUAUUCAGGAUCACAUGGCAAAGCUUCAGCUGAAUUUGCGACCUGUAGAUGUAGAUCCAGAAUGUUUGCGCUGGACUCCUGUCAUAGUCUCCAAUUCUGUUGUCUCAGAGGAGGAAGAAGAGGAGGCUGAGGAAGGAGAAAAUGAAGAGCCGCAGUGCCAGGAAAGGGACUUAGAGACAAGUGUGGGAAAGUCUGCAUCUCGGGAAAACAAAGAACAAAAUUCUUAUUCUUCAAUAGAAAGUGAAAAGAAACCAGAAGUUAUGGCACCGGCCAGUUCUACACGUUUGAACAAACAAGUCCUUCCCCGUGAUAGUCUUCCUGCAAAUAAUCAGCCAUCUCGGAGAGGCCGCUGGGGGAGGAAGAACAGAAAAACCCAGGAACGUUUUGGUGAUAAAGAUUCUAAACUGCUCUUGGAAGAGACAUCAACUCCUCAGGAACAAUAUGGAGAAUGUGAGGAAAAAUCAGAAACCUCCCAAGAACAAUACACUGAAAGUGAGGAACAGUUGUCAGCCUGUCAGGAGCAGCCAAGCCAGGAUGGGAAGCCAGAUAUUCCCAAAAGAAGACUGAGUGAGGGGGUUGACCUAUGGCGAGGACAGAUAAAGAAAAGCCCUGAGGCUCUGAAGUGUAGGUUACCAGACGGCAAUGAUAGAUUGCCCCGUCGCUAUAGUGAUGGCGACAGGGCUCUCCUCAGGGGCUUCAGUGAGAGCAGUGAGGAGGAAGAGGAGCCAGACAGUCCUCGAUCCAACUCACCACCAGUUCUUACAAAGCCCACACUGAAGCGAAAGAAACCAAUUCUUCACCGUAGAAGGAGAGUCCGAAAGCGCAAACACCACAAUAGCAGUGUGGUCACAGAAACUAUAUCGGAGACUACAGAGGUAUUAGAUGAACCUUUUGAAGACUCUGACUCUGAAAGGCCAAUGCCAAGAUUAGAACCCACCUUUGAGAUUGAUGAAGAAGAAGAGGAAGAGGAUGAAAAUGAACUCUUCUCUAGAGGUUACUUCCAUCGUUUGUCCUCACAGGAUGUUCUCAGGUGCCGAUCCUCUUCUAAGAGGAAGUCUAAAGAUGAAGACGAUGACGACGAAGAAUCAGAUGAUGCUGAUGAUACUCCUAUCCUAAAGCCAGUAUCUCUAUUGAGAAAAUGUGAUGUGAAGGAUUCUCCACUUGAGCCAGAUACAUCCACACCUAUGAAAAAGAAAAAGGGAUGGCCCAAAGGCAAGAGCCGCAAACCAAUCCACUGGAAGAAAAGACCUGGUCGCAAACCGGGAUUCAAGUUGAAUCAGGAAAUCAUACCCAUUUCUACUCAAGAAUGCAUUGUUGAGCCCAUUGUCCCCAUGCCUAAACCUGGACGUAAAUCCAAAAUUCAAGAGAAUGAAGAAACUGUUGAAUCAAAAGAAGACUUGCCUUUAACCGAAGAAAGAAAGGAGGAGGAGGAGAUGCACGUGGAAGCAGAAGAGGGAGAAGAGGGAGAAGAAGAAGACACAGCGAGCAGUGAGGUUAGAGCAGCUUCUCCAGUGGAUAGCAGCAACAGUCCCGAGACAGAAACAAAAGAACCUGAGGUAGAGGAGGAAGAAGAGAAACCCCGUGUCUCAGAAGAGCAGAGGCAAUCCGAGGAAGAGCAGCAGGAGCUGGAAGAACAGGAGCAAGAGGAAGAGGACGAAGUGGCUGUAGAGACAAACCAGAACGAGGACCAUGAUGCAGAUGAUGAAGAUGAUGGUCACCUGGAAUGUGUGAAGAAGAAAGAGCGAGAGGAGCAGCCAAUUGGCGAAGAGGUCAAGGAGGAGCCUGGGGGGCCAGAGGCUUUUUUAGAUACGAAUAUGCAGAGCAGUAGGGAGAACAUAAAGGACAAAGAUGAAACAGAACCAGAUUCUGAAGAGGAGCAGACUUCCCAUGAAGCAUCCGUGCUGUCGGAACACGUGCCGGGGUCUGAGGACGACCAUGAAGACGAGUCCAAUUCUAAAGAAGAAUUAAUUGAGUUAAAAGGGGAGGAAGCGAUUCCUCACAGUGAACUGGAUCUGGAAACCGUGCAAGCCGUGCAGUCUUUGACUCAAGAAGAAAGCAACGAGCAUGAGGGCGCCUACCAGGACUGUGAGGAGACGCUGGCCGCCUGCCAGACGCUGCAGAGCUACACGCAGGCUGACGACGACCCGCACGUGUCCAUGGUUGAAGACUGCCAUCCUUCGGAACACAAUAGCCCGCUCUCUUCUGUUCAGUCUCAUCCCAGCCAGUCAGUCCGUUCGGUCAGCAGCCCCAACGUGCCUGCCCUCGAAAGCGGUUACACCCAGAUCAGCUCAGAGCAAGGAUCCCUGUCGGCGCCCUCUAUGCAGAACAUGGAGACCAGCCCCAUGAUGGAUGUGCCUUCCGUAUCAGACCACUCUCAGCAGGUGGUGGACAGCGGCUUCAGUGACCUGGGCAGCAUAGAGAGCACCACAGAGAACUACGAGAACCCUAGCAGUUACGAUUCCACAAUGGGCGGCAGCAUUUGUGGGAAUAACUCUUCCCAGAGCAGCUGCUCCUACGGGGGGCUGUCCUCCUCCAGCAGCCUCACCCAGAACAGUUGUGUGGUCACUCAGCAGAUGGCAAACAUGGGCAGCAGCUGCAGCAUGAUGGCGCAGAACAGUGUCCAGCCUGCUGCCAACUGCAACAUCAAGUCACCUCAGAGCUGCGUGGUGGAGAGGCCUCCCAGCAACCAGCAGCCGCCGCCGCCACCGCAGCAGCCGCAGCCGCAGCCGCAGCCAGCCCCGCAGCAGCCGCCGGCACCGCAGCCUGCGCCCCCGCAGCCGCCGCAGCCGCAGCCGCCGCCGCCGCCGCCGUCCCAGCAGCCGCAGCCGCCGCCGCCACCCCAGCAGCAGCCGCCCCUGUCCCAGUGCAGUAUGAAUAACAGUUUCACUCCAGCGCCCAUGAUCAUGGAGAUCCCCGAAUCCGGAAGCGCUGGGAACAUCAGUAUCUAUGAGAGGAUCCCAGGGGAUUUCGGUGCGGGUAGCUACUCCCAGCCGUCGGCCACCUUCAGUCUAGCCAAGCUGCAGCAGCUGACCAACACCAUUAUGGACCCUCAUGCCAUGCCUUAUAGCCAUUCUCCUGCUGUGACUUCCUAUGCAACCAGUGUUUCUUUGUCUAAUACAGGACUGGCUCAGCUAGCUCCAUCUCAUCCAUUAGCUGGGACCCCUCAAGCACAAGCCACCAUGACACCACCCCCGAACUUGGCGUCCACCACCAUGAACCUCACGUCACCUCUGCUGCAGUGCAACAUGUCUGCUACCAACAUUGGCAUUCCUCACACUCAGAGGUUGCAAGGGCAAAUGCCAGUCAAGGGGCAUAUUUCCAUCCGCUCCAAAUCGGCACCGCUGCCCUCUGCGGCUGCCCACCAGCAGCAGCUGUAUGGCCGCAGCCCGCCAGCCGUUGCCAUGCAAGCUGGCCCUCGUGCAUUGGCUGUUCAGCGCGGCAUGAACAUGGGGGUUAAUUUAAUGCCAACCCCUGCCUAUAAUGUCAAUUCCAUGAAUAUGAACACCUUGAAUGCCAUGAACAGCUAUCGAAUGACACAGCCUAUGAUGAACAGCAGUUACCAUAGUAACCCUGCCUACAUGAACCAGACAGCACAGUAUCCUAUGCAGAUGCAGAUGGGGAUGAUGGGGAGCCAGGCCUAUACCCAGCAGCCUAUGCAGCCAAACCCUCAUGGAAACAUGAUGUACACUGGCCCCUCCCAUCACAGCUACAUGAAUGCUGCUGGUGUGCCCAAGCAGUCACUCAACGGACCUUACAUGAGAAGAUGAGCAAGCGAAACUUUCACUGAAAAAACUUAAAUAUAUAUAAAUAAAGGAACCUUUUAUACUGACAAACCAGAGAAAAAUGGACCUUUUUUUCCAGUUAAAAUAUUGCUGUAGAUUUAGAGGAAUUUUUCUUUGGUUUAUUUUACUUUUUAGAAAACCUGGUCUUCUCUUUUUUGGGGAUUCCUUUUGUUCUGGGUUUUGGUUUUCUUCACAAUCUUGAACAUUUUACAAUAGAACUCAUCUAAAUGGAUUUGGGGAUAGGGGAAACAUGCACAAAAAAUCUUUUCAUAAUUAAAAAGAGCCUUACUUUCUUUACGCACCACAUGGACAGAAUUUGUGUAAAGGUGAAAUAUCUUUAUUUUAUUUUAAAAUGUAUGUUUCCCCUCACUGUUUGCAGCUCCCAAUGUUGUCAUUUUUAAAUGUUAUAUAUACAUCUCGAGGGUUAGCCAGGCCCUGUCCUCCAAACCCAACCUUUCAUUUCCUACUUCAUUCCAGCAGGAGGCACUUAUGGGAGACUCGGAUGGGGACGUGGAGAACAACCCAAGCUCCUUAAACUUAUUAUUAUUGUUAAUAUUAUUAUUAUUAUUAUUAUUAAUAAAGUGAGGCAGGAAAAUGCUUCUCCUUUUAAAAUCCCCUCCACUCCCUACACACACACACACACACACACACACACACACACACACACACACACACACACACACACACACCUCUUGAAACCUUUCCCCAAGAAUGUUUCUUUAUAGAUGGACUUCAUCGAAAUGUUUGUCUUUCUUAAAUCAAGUGUAAUAUAAUUUUUUUUUACUAUUCCCACUCAGCACUCAGAGACACAAAAAUACUGUAAGUCUCAAUUAACAGCAGAAUCUCAGAGGAAAGCUGUUUGCAAUCCUAAUUCAGCCUUGGAGGAGUAGAGAUGAUCAAUUAACAAUCAAAAAGAGGAAAUGAGCCUCUUGUUUUUUACCACCUGGUGAAUCAGCCAUAAUGCCCAUAUUCCAUGCAGCCUCUUGUUUUUAGUAUGUACUUUGAGAUGCUAAGGGUCUUGAUUUUUGAGCCUUUGACUCUAAUUAAACUCAAGCAGCAGUUCCCAGCAAUUAGCCUCUUACAUUUCUUACAGUGUUGGUGGAUGACUGUACAUGUCAGUGAUUUGAAAAUACCUGACGAAACUUGGACAGUUUGUUUUAUGUUGGAAGGGAUGACACAGGACGUGUGUCAUAAGGGAGAUCGUGGCGUGUGUUUAUAGCUACUUAAAUAAUACAUACCUCUAGUCUUCAUAUGUCUUCUGCCAUCCUGAGUUCCCCCUGUGAAUCAGUGCACCAGCCCCUCUCCGGGAGUGGCUGAAGAGAAGAGGGAUGAACCAACCACCAGCAUAGUAGGGCAAACGUGGACAGCAGGGUUUUAUCAGGCUCCUAUGUUGUUCCCAGUUCCACUCUCUUUUCUUAUGCAGCCGGUUUGCCCAUUCUCUUCCUGUUACUUGCUCCAGGGAUAGGUAAAAAAUAUAUAUAUAUAUAUAUAUUCCAUCAUUAGAAGAUGGAAACUAUUAUACCACUUGGUAUGUGCAGUCAAAUAUCCAAAAGGGGGAAGUACUGCUUAAGAAUUACCUGUAAGCAUUAAAUUCUCCUUUAUUUGUACACUUUAUAUAGAUAAAUUUUUGAAGUACUAAUUAGGCAUUAAAUUUUUUCAAAUGCACAGGUUUGUUGGUUUUUUUUAAUACACUUUAAUUGACUUUCUCAAUUAAAUGUGUUAGGUAGAAAAAAAGCAGAAUUCACAUCUUACCGCUAUCAAUUCUGAGCAUGUGCAAGGCUGUGUAGGACCCAGUUUCUCUGUAUAUACUAUUCCGGUUCCCAAUCAUCUAUGUAGAAAGUGCACUGUGCUGCCCUCUCCCUACAUCUUCAGCUAUGUCACUGCUUCCUGGUGGGGGUGGGGGUGGGGUGGGUCGGGAGGGAAGUAUAUGGGGAGGAGGGGGGGGAUCAAGGCAGAAGGAGAAGCUGUUGAAAUGAGGGCCGUGAAUUCAGUUUCUGUUGGUUUGCGGUUGUGUUUGGUUUUGUUUAUUUCUUUAAAAAAAUAAAAAUUCAAUCGGGCAGCUCCCUUUUUCCACAAGCCUUUUUGUGACUGUAGAACUAUUGUAGAGAAAAUGUUCUUUUCUAUAUUAUAAAAGAAAUUAUCCAACACAGUAAUAUUGGUACCUGUCAUUUUUUCACUUCUGUUUAAAAAAAAAUGUAUUUUUAGCAAAAUAACUUGGGUAAUCUUCUAAAAAAGAAAUUUAAAAACUCACUGUUAGUGACUUUGAUGCCUUUUAAAAUAAGAGCUUUUUCAUUUCAUUCCAUCUUUAAAAUUUUUUAUCUUUGUUGUAGAAUAUUAAAAACUAUUUUAAGAAAGAUAAAAAUUCUCUUUAAAGAGAUCUCUAGAGUGUGUGAAUAGAGCUCCAGAUGCCUCUAAAAGCCGCAUGUACAAAUGAAGCUAAGUCUAUACCUGUCUGUUUAUAUUUGCUUUUCCUGUUUUGUAACCUCUUUGUACUUUGUUCAUGGUGACUUGUAAGCUAAGGGGAAGGGAUACCUAGAUGCCUUUGUAUUUCUCCAUGUCACGCGCUCCUGGGCCAGUCGGUGUCCCUUCCUCUCCUUGUAUGUAAUACCGCUUUUUUUUCCCCUUUCUAGCAAGUACUUUCAAAAGAACUCUGUACAUUUUAACAUAAAAAAAUAAAUUAUGUUGAGCCAUUUUGGA